AUGACAGGUCAAGCUUUCGAACCCAAAAAUAUGCUUUACCGAAACCUCGGAAACACCGGUCUCCGAGUACCAGUGUUCUCGUAUGGAGGAUGGUUAACUGUCGGAUACCAACAAAAAGGUGACAUCGUCAAGGAAUUGAUGCAAACUGCUUUUGAUGCAGGUAUCAACAUGUUUGAUAACGCUGAAGCGUAUGCGGGAGGGGAAUCUGAGACUCAGAUGGGACGAGUUAUCAAGGAACUCGGAUGGAACAGAAGUGAUAUUAUUGUAACUACCAAGAUCUUCUUUGGUGUAGGUAGGAAGGAAAAACACAACACUAGAGGAUUGAGCAGAAAACAUAUCAUUGAAGGUCUCAACGAUUCCCUCAAGAGACUUCAAUUGGAUUACGUCGAUAUCGUAUUUGCCCAUAGACCGGAUGUUACCACACCACUUGAAGAGACUGUCCGAGCGUUCAACUACCUCAUCGAUACCGGAAAAACCUUCUACUGGGGUACUUCCGAAUGGUCUGCUAUGCAAAUCCAACAAGCUCAUGAGAUCGCUCGAAGACUCAAUAUGGUUGGACCUGCCGCUGAACAACCUCAUUACUCCAUGUUCCACCGUGAACGAUUCGAGCAGGAGUACGAGCCUUUGUGGAGAUACGAGAACUAUGGAAGUACCAUCUGGUCUCCACUUGAUUCGGGUCUCUUAACCGGUAAAUACAACAACGGUAUUCCUGAGGGAUCAAGAUACCACUCCAAUCUGAACGGAGCGAUGGAUGAGAACGUCAAACAUCUUACUUCACCCGAGGGUCAGGCUAAGAUUGAAAAAGUCAAGAAGUUGACUGCGGUUGCUGAACGAUUGGGUGGAAGUAUGACUAGUCUUGCUUUGGCAUGGACCUUGAAGCACAAGGGUGUAUCUACUUGUAUCCUUGGUGCUACCAAACCCGAACAAAUCAAAGAGAACGUCAAAGCACUUGAUAUCUACCCCAAACUCACCCCAGAAGUAUUGGCUGAGAUUGAGAAGAUCCUCGAUAACAAACCUGCUUUACCUACUGCUUAUGGUCGAAGAUCAGAUGAUGGUGAUUUGAUUUAG
Molecule: messenger RNA, 1068 nt
Organism: Kwoniella botswanensis
Lineage: Eukaryota; Fungi; Basidiomycota; Tremellomycetes; Tremellales; Cryptococcaceae
Exons: 9
Coding region: 1-1068 (355 amino acids)
Source: RefSeq, a predicted model, not a curated record